UUUGGGACACGCAACAGUGCAGUACGUUUACGCAGCUUUCCUGGUUGUUUCCUGUCUUCUUUGCUUCGUUGGGAAUACGCUCAAUUUUGUGGUGCUUCGAAAGUUGACGGACAUUAGUGAACCUAGGAAAGUGGUAUUCUACUUCCUAUCGAUGUCGGAUCUGUGUACGGGUAUUGGUUGGGUACCCUCGAUACCGGCAGUAGUUCUGAAGUCUUGGCCAUUCGGUCGUGGAUUUUGCGUGUUUUGUAUCUACCUGAUUCUCACGAAUCUUGGUAUAUCCAUCAUCCUCAUUCUCCUCGUCACUUACGAUUGCUUCAUCGCCGUCGUUUACCCGUACAAGUACGCGUCCAUGAUCACCAAGUCCAGGGCCAUUGCAGUUUCUCUCUUCGUUACCUUUAGUUACUACGCGGUGAUGGCCGUGUUUAUAGGUGUAGGAAGCAAGGGGCCUUUCACUGAUGUUAAGUUUUAUCCGAUGGUUGGUUUCUGUUACGUUAACUUUGUUGCACGAGGACCCUUUACUUACAGCAUGUACGGUGUUUCAUACAUCCUGCUUUUGUUCGCAAUCAUGAUGACAAUCAUGCAGGGAAUGGUUGCCAACGUUUCGAGAAAACAAGCUCGUCGCAUCGCCGAAUCGGAGGGCCGGUUCAGGCACAGCGCCCUCACUGAAGACUUCAAAACGGACGCAAUGUCAUCGGACAAAACGCAGAAGCGCAAAGGCCCGAAGGGAGAUCCGCGGAUGCCGGGUAGGCGGCAACCAUCGGAGCUGAAAGGAGUGCUCGUCUGCAUCGCCGUCUCUGUGGCAUUCUUCGUUGCCUGGUUACCUACGGCAGUGUGGCAGAUUUACACGGUACAUUUUGGGGAAUGCGUGAGUUCAGUAGCUUUUAGAAUUGUGGUUAUUCUUUCCACACCACAAUGUUGGAUUAAUCCUUUCAUCUACAUGGUGAUGAAAAGGAACUAUAGGCAAAGGCUUUACAAAAUAUUGGAUCCGAUCUUCAAGCGAUGUCGGAUACAAGUCAUGACUGAUCCAUAACCAACAGACGGCUUGAACAUUGCGUGGUUCAAUGGCGGAGCAAUAGGGGAACAUGUGCCUAAUCGAAUGGCGAAAAAUAUAAGAAAAAGAAUGA
This is a messenger RNA of Strongylocentrotus purpuratus (purple sea urchin), 1124 nucleotides long. Its product is annotated as beta-1 adrenergic receptor-like. Gene Ontology annotation, biological process: G protein-coupled receptor signaling pathway. Gene Ontology annotation, molecular function: G protein-coupled receptor activity. The record is from RefSeq and is a predicted model, not a curated record. Gene Ontology annotation, cellular component: membrane. The coding region runs from base 152 to 1030 and encodes 292 amino acids. NCBI's taxonomy places the organism in Eukaryota, Metazoa, Echinodermata, Echinoidea, Camarodonta, Strongylocentrotidae. The transcript has a single exon.